UAAUCAAAGCUUGCACUCGCGAUUCGGAGGUAAUCAUUUUCGCGCCAACGAUUCCGACACCUGCGGUCAACUUCGCGUAAUAUCCCCCUACGGUCCUCACAGAAAAACGCUACAUCGUGUCUGCAUUGAAAGGUGCAGUGAGAGAGAAACAGAAGGGUUAAUUGUGUAUUAUCGGUUUAUACCUGAUUUACCGAGACAUGUAACGAAUCGCAGUGACGAGAUUAAAAUGCAAGACGAUAUAUUCCCGGCUGCUGAGAAAAUUCUAUCCGACAUCGAAAACGUGGUGAAGAAGAAUCCGUCUCUAAAAAGUUUCGAAAUCGUCCCGGCGGAGGAUAAUGAGAACAAGUCGCCGGUGUUUCAUCAGGGGGACAGCCUCGGCCUGGCGUCGUGGUGCGUGCAGCCGCUGUACUGUUACGUCCAUCGUCGACUCCUCGAGCAUCGCCAAAACAAACACAGACGCGAGGAGCCUGGUACAAUAGCGAAAUGGUUGGUGGGCGCGUUGCUGUUGAACCCGGACGUAACGACGUUCUGGAACAUGCGACGCGAGCUGGUCAGGAGCCACAAGUUGGAGCCCUCCGAUGAAUUCUUCUUCACUCGGCUGGUGCUUUACCAUAAGCCGAAGUGUUUCGAGGUGUUCGCCUAUCGACGGUGGCUGUUGUCGUACAUUCUUAAUGCUAAGGACAGUAAUUACGACCCCGAGCUAGCUGAAUCGCCGCUCUCCACGGAACUGGAGAUAGCGACCACGUGCGCGGACAGAUACGCGAGCAACUAUCACGCGUGGAGUCACAGGCGUCACAUAAUGACUUUGCGCGAGUCGCGGGGAUUCACGUAUCCUACCAUGGAUGCGGAAUGGAAGAAUUCGCUCGCCUGGUGUCAGCGACACGUGUCCGAUUACAGCGGGCUCUCCUACCGGCAGUUCCUAUUGAACAAAUACAUGUUCGACUCGAAGGAGCUGCCGGGCGAGCCGUUUAUAAAAUGCACGGACCUUGGUGAACAGUGGCGAGACGAACUGUUUGCUUAUAUUAAAUCGAACGUCAGUGAUACGAGGGAGACUCAUCGGUUGCAGAGGCUGUUCGACGCGACUACCGCGGAAUCCGGGGCGAUCGUUUGCUCCAGGACGAGAGAGCACGCGUUUUUCCGCGCUUUGUCAUACUGGCUGGAGGAAUGCCGGGCGAGCGACAGCGCUAUUUGCAUGUACAACGAUCACGAGGCUCUUUGGUGUCACCGGAGAUUCCUCGCGUAUCUCCUCGCGCGUUUCGUGCCGCUCAAGUAUUCCUGCCACGGUGACGAGCGCGGCGAGAGUAAGGACGCUCAAAAAACGUCGUUGAACAGCUUGUCGCACGAUCUUCUCGUGGAGGCGUUCCGCGCGCGCACCGGGAAGAUCGCCGACCUUGCCGUUAAACGAGACCACCACGAGAAGAUGCUGGUCGAAAGGUUCUGUAAGUUCGCGCGGACCAUCGGCCUCGAGAUUAAAUCGUGAUCUCGUUAAACCGCGUACCUCGCAGUCCCACGAUCACGUAUGCGCAAUAAGACAUGUAAUCCUCUUCGUACUAGGCACUAAACGAUGCCAGUAUAAAAAAAAGAAACACUCACGCAAUAACUCUUUAUUCCGUAUUUCAUGCAGACGUUAUUUCUACGUUCCACGGCGAGGGGUCAAUUUAUAAACGCGUUAAACGACACACUUCUCUCCCCUCCGUUCAUCGACGCUGCGGCGAGCGUGAAAAUACGAUAGCGAUCGAAAUAAAAAUGAAUAGGUUGCAGCGGAGCAUUACUGUAUUUUAUCCAUGAAUUGUAUCUCGAUAGUGCUCUCUCGUCUGACCUACUUGCGGCGAGUUCUCCGCGUGUAAAUGAUAAUAUAGUAUCGUUUACAAUAACGUAAGACGUAAUGUACAACAUAGAUGAAAAAUGGAGUGAGUAUCGAUACUUAUUUUUGAGACGUUUACCGUGUAUCGUUUAAGGGAAAUUUUCAAUAAUUGGAUGCGAUGUCUGUCGCGAUAAUCAAAGGCGAAGGAUGCGAUCGUUCUCGCGGAUCCGAGGGCUGAGCUAGGGUUCUUAUCGGUGGCGUUAAUGUACGGUCCCAGCGAUUCCCUUAUCAGGCAUAUGCGAGGCUGUUUGAUACCGAUUGAAAAUGUACUGAGAGCUUCUGCUAAUACGUAACGAAUCCCUGGGACUUUGGUAAAUCGAUUAAUCGCUGCUACCAUGGACACCUCGCUCUUCCUAAUGGAUCUUGUCGUAGGGAGUCCUUGAAGUGAUAAACGCGAGGCAAAUAAAUGUCACAUCCUCAUGAAUGUCUUCAUCAUUCGCAAACCAGAAAGUCUCUAACCAUUUCCUGUACAUAUUCAUUUCGAGAUCCUCUUAUCAUUUCGCGGACCCAAAAUUUAACAUUAUAAGUGUUAGUCGUAUAUGUUUUUUUUUAAUUACGAUCAUUUCGUCUUGCUUGUCUUUUUUCGAGGAAAGACUGUGAAUGAUGCGUGGGUGCUCUUUCCAUUUGACAAAUGAAUGUGUUCUCGUCUGAGCAGAGAUGCAUUGCACCUCUUCUCUGUUCUUAAUUCUUGCUAGUCUUACUUAAAGCAUGCUCGAUGUGUGAGGAAGUACAAAUUCGAUUUCCGGAUGCAUUAUUUAUGAAAAUGACACUGUAGCCGCGUGACUUUAAAGCAAAACGUUCCCCGAUACUCGCGGGAAGCCAGAAAUAUGUACAGUCGGAGGAUUGAUAAAAUUCUGAGACGAAGAGAAUGAUAGUUUUUCAGUGAAGUGUUCUCAGUAAGCUAGACGUGUCGUGGGUCAUUAGAAUAGCACGAAACUUUGAAUACGCAGGACGUGUUUACGCCAAUCGUUUCCGUACUACAUACGUGUACAUAGGCGACGCUUGCCACGUUGUACACCUUUGGCACGGGAAUCCGACCCGAAAAUAAACGUUUCGUGUAUACUUUUCCUCGUCAGUAUACCGGGAAUGGUCGUUACGGUACGAUCAUCGGAUCUGUCCGCUCAUAGUUCCCAGAUCCUUGCCUUUGUUUUAUUAAUAAAGUCGAACCUUGUUAAUUCAA
Ceratina calcarata is the source of this 3044-nucleotide messenger RNA. It is a transcript of the gene temp, whose product is annotated as protein prenyltransferase alpha subunit repeat-containing protein tempura. The transcript has 2 exons. NCBI's taxonomy places the organism in Eukaryota, Metazoa, Arthropoda, Insecta, Hymenoptera, Apidae. Gene Ontology annotation, cellular component: cytoplasm. The record is from RefSeq and is a predicted model, not a curated record. Gene Ontology annotation, biological process: protein prenylation. Bases 227 to 1480 code for a protein of 417 amino acids. Gene Ontology annotation, molecular function: protein prenyltransferase activity.